CUGGGGUGAUAUAAAUGAACCACGAGUUGGAAAAAUCCUAAUCGUGACAAGCAGACGACACGAAAUGAGAUUAACUAAAAAAUUAAAGAAUUGUCGUUGAAGUAGGUCAGUGUACGUAGAUACAGCAUUAAAGCUUGUAAGUCGAUAUGUAACAAUACAAGGAUGAAAUGAAAUAUGGCCCUAUUUGGAAGACACUGUUAUUUUACAUCGCAAUAAUACUAGCUGUCAACUUUGAACAGAGCAAUUAACAUAGUUUCUACCUAAUAUUGGAAAAGAUAUUCGAAUACAUAUCGAGGAAAAGACAUGACAAUAACGAGAAGACAGACAUGGUCAUGGACGGAAGAUGUGCUACCUUUUGUUGUUAUGCUGAUGAUAGCAUGUUUGGAUGUGGCUGAAUUGACGAUAGUCAAAGCAGCCAUGAAUGGUGGAAUGUCGAGUAUCGUUUAUGUUGUUUACCAUGAUGCUCUUGGAACAUUCAUCCUUUUGCCAUUCUUCAUUGUCCACAUUUCCAGAAACAUUAGGCGUCCUCCGCUCAGUUUCCAUCUUCUAUUCAGAUUCUUCAUUCUUGGCCUUUUAGGAAUUUGUCUUUUUCAGGUGUUUGCAUAUGGAGGUAUUUACUACAGCUCUCCAACCAUGGCUAGUGCCAUAUCGAACUUGACUCCUGCAAACACAUUUUUGAUUGCAGUCUUAUUCAGGAUGGAGAAAAUAGACCUAAAAAGUUCAAGCAGUCUAGCAAAAAUAUUGGGUACCAUAGUAACAAUAUCAGGGGCAAUGGUGUACACAUUCUAUCAAGGCCCGGAGGUUUUUCACAUAGGCCAAUCGACUGAUUUACCCAAUCAGCUUCUUUUGUCACAGCCCGCAAAUUGGGUUCUUGGGGGUCUGUUUCUUGUUAUUGGUGCAAUCAUUAGUGCCUUAUGGAGUGUUUUACAAGCAGCAACAGCCAGAGAGUACCCGGAUCAACGCACCAUGGUUUUCUUCUACUGCAUAUUUGGGACAAUACAGUGUAUAGUUCUAUCUCCUUUCCUAGAACGAAAUCCAAGCGCUUGGAUGCUUCAUCCUGGAAUUGGGAUGAUUGCUGUUGUUUUUGGGGCGGUAUUUUCUGUUGUAUUUCGUAGUACUGCUAUCACUUGGUGUUUGGAGAAGAAAGGCCCAGUAUUUGUGGCUAUGUUCUCUCCCCUCUCAAUAGUUAUCGCAGUCAUAAUGGGAAUCACAUUUCUUGGCGAUUCACUUCACUUAGGAAGUGCAAUUGGAGCCACAAUAGUGGCUGGUGGAUUUUAUACUGUCAUGUGGGGUCAGGCCAAAGAAAAGAACAAGUUACCAUCUGUGGUGAUGGAGGAGGACUUGGCCGUUGCAGACGAACCUGGAUCAUCUGACUCAACCACCCCUCUCCUUUCAUCCAGAAACGAAUCAAAAUGUUAUAUGACUACGGAAAGAAGCAAGACAUGGUCAUGGACAAAUGAUGUGCUGCCCUUAGUUUUUAUGUUAAUAAUGACAUGCCUGGAUAUGGCGGUGAUGACUAUCGUCAAAGCAGCCAUGAAUGAUGGUAUGAAAAGUAUUGUCUAUAUUGUCUACCAUAAUGCUCUUGGCACAUUAAUUCUACUUCCAUUUUUCGUCAUUCAUAUAUUCAGAAACGGUGGGAUUCCUCCGCUCACUUUCCAUAUUGUUUUUAGGUUCUUCAUCCUUGGACUUUUAGGGCUGUGUGGUUUUCAGAUACUGCUAUACGUAGGUGUAAACUACAGCUCUCCAACCUUGGCAAGUGCUAUAACAAACUUGCUUCCAGGAACCACAUUCUUGCUUGCAGUCAUUUUCAGGAUGGAGAAAAUAGACAUAAGAAGUUCAAGUACUAGAGCAAAGUUAUCAGGUACCUUCAUAGCAAUAUCAGGAGCAAUGGUGUUCACAUUCUAUAGAGGCCCAGAAAUAAUUCACAUGAACCCUUCUCCCAAUUCACCCAAUCAGCUUCUUUUGUCACAAUCAUCAAACUGGGUCUUUGGAGGUCUAAUUAUUCUUAUUGCCAUUGUGGUUAGUUCCAUAUGUAACGUCUUAAAAACAGCAACAGUUAAAGAGUACCAGGAUCAACCCACUCUUGUAUUUUUCUACUGCCUCUUUGGGACUAUUAGUUGUAUAGCUUUGUCACUUUUCUUAAACCAAAGUCCAAGCACUUGGGUGGUAAAACCAGGAAUUCGGAUGAGCGCUAUUGUUUGUGGGGCGGUAUUUUCUACUGCAUUUAGAAGUACAGCUGCUACUUGGUGCUUGGAGAAGAAAGGACCCGUUUUUGUGAGCAUGUUCACACCCCUCUCGAUAGUUAUUGCAGUCAUCAUGGGUAUCACAUUUCUUGGUGAUUCACUUCUUUUAGGAAGUGCCAUUGGAGCUGCAAUAGUUGCUGUUGGAUUUUAUACUGUGCUAUGGGGGCAGGCUAAAGAGAAGAGCAAGUUACUGAUGGUUAUGGAGCGCGAUACGGAUGUUGCUGAUGAACCUGGAUCACUGUACCAUAGUGUCCCUCUCCUAUCAUCCGUAAAUGAAUAA
Messenger RNA from Erigeron canadensis, 2523 nucleotides. RefSeq lists its product as uncharacterized. NCBI's taxonomy places the organism in Eukaryota, Viridiplantae, Streptophyta, Magnoliopsida, Asterales, Asteraceae. Gene Ontology annotation, molecular function: transmembrane transporter activity. The transcript has 14 exons. Bases 304 to 2523 code for a protein of 739 amino acids. The record is from RefSeq and is a predicted model, not a curated record. Gene Ontology annotation, cellular component: plasma membrane.